This is a messenger RNA of Chironomus riparius, 827 nucleotides long. The record is from the annotation of a GenBank genome assembly. Lineage: Eukaryota; Metazoa; Arthropoda; Insecta; Diptera; Chironomidae.
AAAAAGAAGAGAAAAUUUACAAAGGUGACAGUUUAAUGUCCAUCAAAAUACUCAACAAGUCAGGAAACCAUUUCAAUAAAGUCAUGGCAGGGAUCUCAGUAUCAGCGAGAGCUAUGAAUUCAGGAAAUGCAAAAAUGUCAUUCCUUAAUGCAAUGAAUGCAGUACAUAAGACAAAAAUGUUUGGUAGAAAUCGAAGUGAGCCACUCUGGAAAGUGUUUAGGAAGCAUCCAGUAACACGUGGAAUGGCUGCAUAUCUAGUCGUUUGGCCAACAGGGAAUAUUAUUCAACAGACAUUGUGCAAAAAUCGAGAAGAUAAUUAUGAUUGGAUGAAAGUUUUAAGAUUUGGACUUUAUGGAUGUUUUAUAACAGCUCCCUCACUUUAUGCUUGGGUAAAAUUAGCCACAUUCAUGUACCCAGGUAACAACCUUCGGCUCGCGAUGUACAAGGCAAUUGUCGAACAAAUAUCUUACACACCACUUGCCAUGUUCUCAUUUUUCUUCAGUAUGUGCUGGCUUGAGACAUUUAACGCAGCAGAAGCAUUUGAGGAAGUUAAAGCCAAAUUCCCACCAACAUAUUUUACAGCUAUAACAAUAUGGCCUCUCAUUGGCACAAUUAAUUUCGCAUUUAUUCCCGAAAGAAAUCGCGUUUUCUUUACUUCAUGCUUUUCAUUAUUAUGGACGAUAUAUUUAGCUCAUGUAAAGAAUAUGAAGCGCGACGAGAUGGUCUUGGAUAAAAGUAAAUCAAAAGAGCCAUCGACUUCAAAAGACAGUAAACAGUGAUAUGCGAUGAUAAGACUUAUAGUAUUAAGUUAAUUACAAUUAGCAUGU